AUGGAUUCCAAAUCAACAACAAACACCCCAUCUCCAUACAAGCCGCUAAGCGAGCUCUACAUCCUCUCAUGCGGCAACCUAGGAAUGAGCUGGGUCAUGAACAAAGGCCGACACCUCGCCUUUCAAAACUACAAAAAUGAACCCGCACUCUACAAUCUCGAAAUUGGCAACCACUCUAAAGGCAACACCGUCAUCCUACGGAAAGGCGACUCAAAAAAAGAAAAUGUAAUCUCACAGGCGACGGAAACGUCCACUGCAGGUGAAUACAUUAUCAAAGGACCCAAGGGCGAAGAGAAGAUAGAAAAGAGCGGGAAAGAUAUGUAUCUCUGGACUGUACCUGCAUCUCUAUGCCCGCCGAAAUUACCGCCUUAUGAGAAGGAGAGUCCGGAUAAGAAGAAUGUUUUUCAGUGGGUUAGGAUGCCGAGAGUGGAGGGGAAGACGGCGACGGCGACAUUUGCGGCGCCGGAUUGGAAGUUGCAGGACAAGGCGACGGGAGAGGUACAUGCAGUGUUUGUGGAGAACUGGGAUGGUACGACGGAGAGAGGACAGAUUCAGUUUCGGGGGAGUUUUGGUGAGAGUUGGGAGAUGAGCAUUUUGGUGGCGGUGGGGAUUGUGGCUGAGAGGGAGAGGGCGAGGAGGGAUAGGAGGGGGAAUUUUACGAAGGGGUUUAUGUUGUGGUAG
Messenger RNA from Cadophora gregata, 681 nucleotides. RefSeq lists its product as uncharacterized. The coding region runs from base 1 to 681 and encodes 226 amino acids. The transcript has a single exon. Lineage: Eukaryota; Fungi; Ascomycota; Leotiomycetes; Helotiales; Ploettnerulaceae. The record is from RefSeq and is a predicted model, not a curated record.